AUGCCCUCCCUCGAUUCUAAAAAUCCUAUUACAUCAUUAGUUGGCUCAUUCAUUGCUUGGAAAUCACUACUCCUACUUAUUGUUAUCGGGAGUAGCGUUGGUCCAGCUUACGACACCUCAAGCACUCUAUUAUCCCCUGAGAUAACUUCAUCCCACGAACCUCCAUUUGACUUGGCUACAAAGUUAACAAGAUGGGAUUCUAUUUACUUUAUACAGGCCUCUCGUCGAGGUUAUCUGUUUGAGCAGGAAUGGGCAUUUGGCAUCGGGUUUCCAACUGUCAUCUUUUAUCUUAGUCAAGGACUUUCUAGCUUUGGAAUUCAGUCCCAUGAAUCCCUUGAGCCACUUAUCGGGAUAUUGGUAGCUCACACAUCCCAUCUACUCUCUGUGCUUGCCUUGUAUCAGCUUGGACUCGUCGUCCUAAGAAAUCAGCGGCUGUCGUUUAUCGCGGCGCUACUGCAUAUCCUGUCUCCGGCUGGGCUUUUCUUGUCAGCUCCAUAUAACGAGAGCACCUUUGCUUUUCUAUCUUUUACCGGCUAUCUCUUCUUUGCAAAGGGUUUACUUGGGCCAAAACGAACUUUUGCCCACGAUGUAAGCUUGGUUGCUUCAGGUAUGUGGUUUGGCUUCGCCACCACAUUUCGUAGCAAUGGCCUAUUCAAUGGGAUCCCAUUCGCAAUUGCGCUGACCCAUGAACUCACUAUGCCACCUACUCUAUCUAGUAUCCGACGACGAUUUGCCCUACUCUUGGGAGGUUUGGCGAUAGCAGUUAGCUUUGUGAUUCCACAACUUGUUGCAUUUCAAAUCUUCUGCUCCGUUCCUUCCGGUACCAGGUUAAGACCUUGGUGCACGAGCGCAUUUCCCAGUAUUUACUCAUUCGUUCAAGCGCGCUAUUGGAACGUUGGCUUUCUCCACUACUGGACUCCAUCAAAUAUACCCCUUUUCUUACUCGCUGCGCCAAUGAUUUACAUUCUUAUAACCUCAAGUGUAGAGCUCAUCAGACGGCCUCUGAGUAUCGCAUCUAAAGAAUCCAUUACCGGUAACCACUCGCAUCUUACAGUAUUAGUCCGUUCCAUGGCCUUAUCCCAGCUCAUCUUAGCUGCUUUAUCCAUCACAAACUAUCACAUCCAAAUCAUCACGAGGAUCUCAUCAGGAUAUCCGCUCUGGUACUGGUGGCUGGCAGGGGUAAUUACUGAGAAAAAGACCUCCAAAUUUGGGGGAAACGUCGUGAAGUUUAUGAUCAUGUACGCCGCCAUUCAGGGAGCCCUCUUUGCCUCUUUCCUUCCUCCGGCCUAA
This is a messenger RNA of Daldinia childiae, 1290 nucleotides long. RefSeq names its product GPI mannosyltransferase 2. Gene Ontology annotation, molecular function: alpha-1,6-mannosyltransferase activity; GPI mannosyltransferase activity. Bases 1 to 1290 code for a protein of 429 amino acids. The record is from RefSeq and is a predicted model, not a curated record. Gene Ontology annotation, cellular component: mannosyltransferase complex; endoplasmic reticulum membrane. The transcript is spliced from 3 exons. Gene Ontology annotation, biological process: GPI anchor biosynthetic process. NCBI's taxonomy places the organism in Eukaryota, Fungi, Ascomycota, Sordariomycetes, Xylariales, Hypoxylaceae.